Sphenostylis stenocarpa is the source of this 753-nucleotide messenger RNA. The record is from the annotation of a GenBank genome assembly. NCBI's taxonomy places the organism in Eukaryota, Viridiplantae, Streptophyta, Magnoliopsida, Fabales, Fabaceae.
AUGCAGGUGCGGUUGAUCGGAUAUAGCAUUGAGGGCUCUCUUUUCCUUGUCUAUGAAUACAUUGAAAAUGGAAACCUAAGUCAACAUCUGCGUGGUUCAGGUAGUAGAGAACCACUACCAUGGGCUACUCGUGUGCAGAUUGCUUUGGAUUCUGCCAGAGGCCUUGAAUAUAUUCACGAGCAUACAGUACCUGUAUAUAUUCAUCGUGACAUAAAGUCAGCAAAUAUAUUAAUAGACAAAAACUUCCGGGGCAAGGUUGCUGAUUUUGGACUGACCAAACUCACAGAAGUUGGAAGUUCAUCACUUCCCACUGGUCGUCUUGUUGGAACAUUUGGAUACAUGCCACCGGAGUAUGCUCAAUACGGGGAUGUUUCUCCCAAAGUAGACGUGUAUGCUUUUGGAGUUGUUCUUUAUGAACUUAUUUCGGCUAAGGAAGCAAUUGUCAAGACAACCGAUUCUGUUGUCGACUCAAAGGGCCUCGUAGCUUUGUUUGAUGGAGUGCUUGGCCAACCGGAUCCCACGGAAGAUCUCCGCAAAUUAGUUGAUCCAAGGCUUGGGGAUAACUACCCAAUUGAUUCUGUCCGCAAGAUGGCACAACUAGCCAAAGCAUGUACCCAAGACAAUCCCCAACUCCGUCCAAGUAUGAGGUCUAUCGUGGUUGCUCUGAUGACACUUUCUUCAACAACAGACGAUUGGGAUGUUGGCUCCUUCUAUGAAAAUCAAAAUCUUGUCAAUCUUAUGUCAGGAAGAUAG